CAUUGGCAUUUGACGGAGUUAUUGGUGGAUACGAAUUCUGGCCACUUGAACAGUCUAUACGGUGUAGGUGCAUAAUUAAAAAAUAUCUAUAUCUCUAUUUAAAUAUGAUAUAUGGUGUGAUGGUGCAGAAGAUGUUGCAACAACUUCGAAAUGUUGAUAGAAGAGAAUAGCAAAAUACAUCUUAUAUGUAAAUGUUGCUCUCCAUAUAAAAGCUCAGACUAUCUUGAUUUCCGUUUCCCAGCAUCCUCCAUUGGGGAGGUCUGGCACACGUAGUUUUGGCCCCUUGGAUCAGCAAGGGUGUGAUUGAGAUGGUAUUUGAUAUAAGUGUUUUUUUUAAUUUUUAAGUUGCUCUCCCCGAUAGUACAAUCAUACAUGAAAGUGAUGAACAGUGCGAUCAUAUACGAAAAUGAUGGCCUUUUCUUUGGCAUAUACGUAAAUAAUUACGCGCGUAUGGCUGCGUGCAUGAACUUGUCUCUGUCUAUUGCAUUGGUAUUUGACGGAGUUAUUGGUGGAUACGAAUUCUGGCCACUUGAACAGUCUAUACGGUGUAGGUGCAUAAUUAAAAAAUAUCUAUAUCUCUAUUUGAAUAUGAUAUAUGGUGUGAUGGUGCAAAGUUUGUUGCAUAUGAUGGCUUACACUUGAUCUCUGAACUUCAGGUAGGUCCUGUUGAAAAAUUCACUUUACUGAUGCUACAACUUUGCACCUAUUUAUUGUCUUUAGCUAAUGUAUUUUGACCAAAAAUAGUUAUUUUGUUUGGCAUUGAAGCACAAUUUUUGUUGCGUAUCGCUACCUAAGUACAAGAGUUGGAAUAUAAAAAUUCUAGAAGACUAUAUAAUGUAAUAGUCUGUUUUGUUUUCAUACCAAUCAUGUUCCUGGUCAGUUUUCAAAGAUAUAAUAAAUGGAUUAUGGUGCAAAGUUUGGUGCAUAUGAUGGCUUACACUUGAUCGCUGAACUUCAGGUAGGUCCUGUUGAAAAGUCCACUUCACUGAUGCUGUAACUUUGCACCUAUCUAUUGUCUUUAGUUGAUGUAUUUUGACCAAAAAAUAGUUAUUUAGUUAAGGAUCGAGGCAUAGCUAUUGUGUAUAGCUACCUAAAAACAAGAUUUGAAAUACAAAAUUCUAGAAGAUUAUCAAAAUUUAAGGGCCUGUUUGGUUGUCAAAGCAAACAUGUUUCUUCUUUGUUUUCAAAUAUAUGGUAAAUGAGUUAUGGUGCAAAGUUUGAUGCAUAUGAUGGCUUACACUUGAUCGCUGAACUUCAGGUAAGUUCUGUUGAAAAAUUCUAUUUACUGAUGCUAUAACUUUGCACCUAUCUGUCUUGAUUAAAGAAAAAAGACUUUGCACCUAUCUUUUGUUAAAUUGACAUAUGAAGUUCUAGAUGGAAAUAUAGUAAAUAGAAAAACUAAGGGCCUAUUUGGACUUAAUACGAAUCUUACAUUAGAUGUUUAAAUUACCUGAUUUUCCUUAUCUAUCAAGUAAAUUUCUUUCUUCUCCUUGUAACAUCUUCUCAAAAUAAUUUCUCAAGUACUUUUGUGAUCUGGUUAUCCCUUUUGUUUAUCGUGCUGUGUUGUGAUCUAAAUAUCAUCUUGACAUACUUGCUGGGUAGGUAACACCUCGAGACAUCUUUUUCUGUUUCUAGGUGUCACAUUGAAGGAUCGAAGUUUAAAAUCUGGGAGCACACUUGUUGACAUCGGGCUUAGCAAGCCUGUCGCAAUUGAUCAAGUCAUUGACCCAGGAAAAAGAGUGACAGUGUCCAUGGGAACAGAGAGAAACUUGAAUGCAGACAUACCGCAUCAGGUCGUCUCUUCUUCAACACCUAGGGAAGAUGCAGGGAUGUAUUGGGGAUAUAAAGUACGAUAUGCUCCAAACAUCAGUUCUGUAUUUAAGAAUUGCCCAUACGAGGGAGGGUAUGAUCACUUGAUUGGUACCUCAGAGCAUGGUCUUGUUAUGAAGUCCUCGGAUCUUAUUCUCCCAUCAUUCAGGCACCUCCUAAUUGCUUUUGGUGGACUUGCGGGGUUGGAAGAGUGUAUAGAAGAAGACAAGAGCCUAAAGGGGAAAAGUGCGAAGGAGGUAUUUGAUUUAUAUUUGAAUACAUGUCCACAUCAAGGAAGCAGGACAAUUCGGACAGAGGAGGCCAUCUUCAUUUCUCUCCAGUACUUACAAGAGCCAGUCGACCGUGUUUUGCAGAAGAUUUAGUACCUUGGAAAUUACCAACCACCUCAAGAACCUAGAAUAUAUGUCAGAAGCUUCUGUAUGACCUCUUCUAAGCUCAGAUAUUGAAAAAUCUGUCAAGGGGAGGAAAUCACGAGUUUAUGGCAGUUAGUGGUGGCUCUUCCAGAUUUGGGGAUUCGAGAUGUUUGGAUUAUGAGUGGGUUUUGAUUGCUCAGAGAAUUCACUUGGCUGUACUCUUCUGCUGCUCUGCUGCUAUAAUUUUCUACCAAUGGCAGCUGAAUGAAACAUAUAUUCCUGCCCAAACUUCCAACUUCAAACCCCUGUUUGCGUGCAUCAAGUUGGGGAGUGCUCAAAUUUUGUGACCAUUGUUCGCAUUCAUUUGAUAGUCUUCUUCUGCUUUCUUUUGUUUGUACUCUCUUUUUAACAUAAAACUAACCAGGUGAAAGUGAGUUUAAGUUUUGACUUUAGAGUUUUGUAGGCUGGGUGUCAAUUGAUUUCCAGGUUGAGUUGAGCUGAUUGGUCAACUAUUUUUAUUGUGUACCUCUAGUUCUAUUAUAAACCUCAUGGGAGCUUCCAUUCUAUAAUUCUUGUAAUUUAUAAAAUGUUGGAGGCUUGAUUCAA
Molecule: messenger RNA, 2789 nt
Organism: Nicotiana tabacum (common tobacco)
Lineage: Eukaryota; Viridiplantae; Streptophyta; Magnoliopsida; Solanales; Solanaceae
Source: RefSeq, a predicted model, not a curated record